UCCCUUCACCCCUCCCAUGCCGGGGCGCGGAUGACGUCACUGCUGUUUACGUCACGAGGCGACGGCGGUGGCGGCGAAAUGGCGGACGGGGAUCUGAACGUGGAAAGCAUCAUAGCGCGCCUGCUGGAAGUGCGGGGAUGCCGGCCGGGGAAGACGGUGCACAUGACAGAGGCGGAGGUGAGGGGCCUGUGCAUCAAGUCUCGCGAGAUCUUCCUCAGCCAGCCCAUCCUGCUGGAGCUGGAGGCCCCGCUGAAGAUAUGCGGCGACAUCCAUGGGCAGUACACGGACCUGCUCCGUCUGUUCGAGUACGGUGGUUUUCCACCUGAAAGCAACUAUCUCUUCCUGGGCGACUACGUGGACCGUGGCAAGCAGUCGCUUGAAACCAUCUGCCUGCUGCUCGCCUACAAGAUCAAGUACCCCGAGAACUUCUUCCUUCUGCGGGGCAACCACGAAUGUGCCAGCAUCAACCGCAUCUAUGGCUUCUACGACGAGUGUAAGAGGCGCUUCAAUAUCAAGCUCUGGAAGACGUUCACAGAUUGCUUCAACUGCCUGCCCAUUGCUGCCAUUGUGGACGAGAAGAUUUUCUGCUGCCAUGGGGGUCUCUCACCCGACCUGCAGUCCAUGGAGCAGAUCCGGAGGAUAAUGAGACCCACGGACGUCCCCGACACAGGGCUGCUAUGCGACCUGCUGUGGUCGGACCCGGACAAGGACGUGCAGGGCUGGGGAGAGAACGACCGUGGAGUUUCCUUCACCUUCGGCGCCGACGUCGUCAGCAAGUUCCUCAACCGCCACGACCUGGACCUCAUCUGCCGUGCGCACCAGGUUGUCGAAGAUGGCUACGAGUUCUUUGCCAAGCGCCAGCUGGUCACGCUCUUCUCCGCCCCCAACUACUGCGGAGAGUUUGACAACGCGGGGGCCAUGAUGAGCGUUGACGAGACGCUCAUGUGCUCCUUCCAGAUCUUGAAGCCGGCUGAAAAGAAGCCAAAGUACCAGUACGGAGGACUAAACUCGGGCCGGCCCGUGACUCCGCCCCGCACUGCGCCCGCACCACCUAAGAAGAGAUGAAGCCCAUCCGUGUUGUAUAACCACCCCCCCCCUGCUCCACACCGCACACCACACGGAGAGGGAGUCACGCAAAUGCACUGAUGCCAUCGGAAGUCAAUGGCAAAUGCUGUAGCUAGAAGGUAGAAGCUACAGCAGUGCCUCUUGAGAAUAAUAAUCGGGAUACUGGAGGGGGUGUACAUCUCGUUUUCGAGUCUUUCCACCAAUCGGUCACAUAGCUGUGACUGGUAAAGCUUACGUGAGUCCUAUGUUAAAAAAUUUGAUACAUUUUGGGGCAACAGGGUCAAUGGCUUAUUUUGAUUAGGCAUGUUCACCAUUCAGUCUUUUGGUAAAUAGCACUUUCCCGCCACAACUGCAAACACGUUGAUAUGUAACGGUGAUAUGUAUAAAAUAUCCCCUUGCAAUUACUUUUAUUCUAGAUUGGUUUCGAACAUAAGAUAAUGCCACUGGCCUCUGAGCAGCAGUCAAACGGACAUUUUUCACGCUCGACGUGCAUCAUUAACAGCUGGUGCGCCGUCGCGUUAGGAAUUACCAACGGGGCUCUGCCGUGCAGAUUUUCAAGAAGGCGUCUUGCUGACGGGGUGCGUUUGUCUGCCGCCCUUGGUGUUUGCGAGGGCUGUGGAUCUGCCUUGAGUCCUUCGGUGUCUACUCAGUCCACUCAACGUCACUUCAGUACUAACCGGUGCCGUGACCUAGCUCUGUUGUCGAUGCAUCUAAAUUUGCCCACACAAUGUUGUUUUUCUUUGUCAAUAUGCAAAUGUAAAAAUGCUAAAUUUCACUUGCCUCACUAAAGCUCUUGUGCCAUUUUAUGCAUCACAGUAAUAUCUUAGGCCCCCACCAUGCUGAGUUUUCCACAGGCAAAAUGUAACGUCAAAAUAAACAUUUUAAUCUGUCACUAAAAAUAAGUUUUGUAUCGUAUGAUUUGGUGUUUGUUUAAUAACAGUGAAUUCUUUAAAAUGUUCACGGUAAAUGGUAAGCAUUUUCGCUCAUAACUAAAGGUGUCAUGCAAUUAUAGAGCUUAAACAAAUCUAGUCAUGUAACAGAUAAAAUAGACACAAUUAAGUGAUAUUUGAAAGCAGUCCUUUGCUUAUAUACAUUCACACGCUUCUGUAGGCUGUAUAAUUCGGUGCAUCUUUUAGCACUCUUUUUGCAAAUCAAUAUUUCCACAUGCAGAGAUGGGAUGUUACAACGUUUCCUGUCAUGUUUUUGCAUGACCACGUAACCACGUGAAACAAAUCACACAACACACUCUCACCCACAGCAAGGCGCUCCUCUACCCUGCACUGGGGUGGUGUGCGCUCACUCGCGUUACGCAGGGCUCCCUUCUUAUGGGGUUGGUGGAAACACUGGCGUUCAUUUGCAUAAGGGCGCAUACCCAGAUGAACCAGAGCCCGAUUGGUUGGCUCUGUUCGUGGGCAGGGCUUGCGUCAUUACAUCAUGAUGCCCAGGCCAGAAUGCCGUUGUUACCAUCCGCUAGCUGAUGAUUGGCUGGUGUGUUUAGUACAGAAUGCAGCCACAUCAGUACCUUAAAACAAAUUGGUAUAUCUACAGAAUAACGUUUUUCCCUAAAUAUACCAGAAUUUCCACAAAAGUCAUGAGCAAACUGUUCAGAAAUUGGGCUCAGUAUAUAGAUGUGAUGCAAAUAACAUUGCACAAGACCAUUCAGAUAUAAAUGAUAGCCAGUUGGCAGUUGGGCAGUUUUGUGAGUUGUCAUCCCCUUGGGUGUGUGAGAUGUCUCUAGCUACUCAUGUUUCCUUCCACUCAAACAUUUUCAAUAAAAAAUUGGCCAAAUUUCUCCAGUCACCAGAACCUCUAAUAUCCUAAGGCUUGGUAAGGCAACUAUGGGUACAUGUUUGACAAAUAAUAAUAUGUAUCAUCGCUGUGGGAAUGCUUGGCUCUUUUUUGGGACCAUAUUAAGCAAGGGCUAUGGAACGUAAACACGAGCCCACGGUUUUUCACCUGAUUCACUGUACUAAAUAUUGCAAUCACGUGACUUCACAUUGCAAAAUAAUCCCUUGGACUCCUCCACAAUGAGUUUGUGAUGACCACCACCAAGGCUGCAUUUUAGGAUUCACUCGGAGCUUCCUGCAUUUUGUUAAAACCAUGAAACAUCAAAUUGAAUUUCUAACAAACAUUUAUAUUUGAUGAUACAAUUUCAAUUCUGAAAGAAUUUUGGACAUGGCAAAGUGUAGGGUAAAUCAUAUAAUUAAUAAAUGUAUUAAUAUAAUGUAUUAAUAUAUUUAAUGAAGUGUAGCAUAAUAUAUAUAAAUAGUUUCAAGUGAAUGAAAAGUGCUCUACUAACAAAAAAUCGGGACAAUCGUAACCGCUUGUAAAUUGUGCAGAAUAUGCCAUGUAAUUUGUGUGUGUGUGCAGUGGGGGAGCGAUCGUGCAAUGGUUAGCGCUACACAUGCGCUGCAAACUCGGAUACCUGAGUUCAAUUCCCGCUCACGGCAAACACCAGUGAUAGCGAUUAUCUGAACCGGUCCCGGGCCCUCCCCUCGGUCGACUCAGCCUCAAAUGAGUACCUGGGUGCGGUGUGUAAACGUCGCCACUGGGGAGACAAAGGCAGCCGGGCAUGGUGCUGGCCACCCACCCCCUCGUGUGCUGUCGGCCUUAAUAGGUGCUUGCUAACAGCACAUUCCCAAACAGUCUGUUAAGGCUACACGGUGGGAGUGGGGGAUCUUUGUCUUUGUGUGUGCAGUGAUCACUGUAAUGUUUGCCUUAAAGAAUAGUUUGUCUUGUUGGAACACUUUCUUGUGUUUAGAUUGCUGUACUUGUUGAAUCCCAAUUUUCUGUUAAAUAUAUUUUCUGAACUCUCAAUGGGCUCUUAACUGGUUAUACAUAAUUUUUCGAUCAAAAUAAAUAGCGUAGUUGGACGUAAAAUUGAAAUUUGAAAGUAAUAUAUUUCAUUCGCCCAGAUUUACUUUUGAGGUACCACAUUACUUUGUUUAUUGAAAUUUGACGAGUGAAAAAAAAUCGAUGUUGCAAAAAGUGUUCCUCGUGAGAAGACGACUUGUCGUGAAAAAUGUAAAGUUUAGGAUUUUAUUUCAAACGGUACUUUCGUGUGUCUGCAGUGUUGAAUCGGCACAGAACGAUUCACCACCCAGCUCCUCCGGUGUCAAAUUGAAAUGUGACUUUUGUCCAGCAAUCCGACGAGUGACGUCUUCAUUCCGUUAUGUUCGUACGGUCCCAUUCCCUCCAUUGGCCAGCGGCGGCUUUGCUGUGUUGGACAACGUCGGUUCAGAGCCUUUAAUAUUAAAGUACCUUGUAAUUGGCAUAUAAUUAGAUGAUUUGUGUAAAUUGUAAAUAUUCUGCUCUUACAACGGUGCGAUUCGAUGCAUGUAUCCUGAGCAUAAUGAUCUUUUCAACUAUAAAUCAACAUCGUUGCAUGCCUGAUGUAUGUGCAGUAUAAGCCCUGAAUGUUAACUGGCCCACUUUCCUUACACACCUAUACCGAAUGUGGAGUUUUUUGUUGUAGAAAUAGAAUUUGCUUAUGAAUCGUUGUCUUGGUUUUUCUAUUUAAAGUACAUUACCACUAAGUAGAAACCCAUUACACCAUUAGUGUGUUUAUAUCAAGUCUGAUGGUGAAAUGCUUCUAUUUGAUUUCCUUCAAUGUUUUUUUUUUACAUCGAGCAAAUCACUCGCAGUUCCAUAUGAUCGAUCCCCUGGAAGGCUCGCGAAAGCAAGAUCUCGAUGCAGGGAUGCGAGUCUUUGAUGAUGCCAAAGAGCGACACUGGUUUGAAAAAGGAAACUGUUGUGGAUAUAAACACAUUGCUUCUUUGGAACACUAAUUCGGUACGGGAAUCUUGACCAACUUAGAGAAGACUGGCGUGAUCUGACAACCCUUCAGUUACUUGGUUUAAGGCCUUGGACGUACUACUCAAUAAUCUCGCAUUAGGUGAGUUGCAAUCUGCUCCCCAUGCCUUGACGAAUACACGCAUUGUAUAUAUUUUGGCAUAAUUUUUUGUUUAUUUGGACUUGUAUAUUUGGCUAUAUAGGUGUGAAAAAUAUCCAGCAAAAGAACAGUAAUUUGUAUAGCAAACUAUAAAAUUCUGAGGUUUACUGGCGUGCUCGUAUCCAUUCUGACGCGUGCUUAUGUGGGAUGCAUUAGUACAGUUGUCAACUAUUUAACAUACUGAAGAUGAAAUACUUUCAUGCUUGGAAAUGCAGUUCAAAGCUUGCAACAAAUAUAAUGCGUAUUCCUAAGGUAUGCGAUACUUUUUAUUAAUGAGGCGCUUGCUUCCUCGACUAGUUCCAUAAUGUUGAAUAUUACAUCUUUUGACUUACGCACAUUGUUAAAGUUAAUGCCGAUUUUUUUCUUCAUCCCAUGCAAACUUUGUCGCACUGAAACAAACGUCAGCAUAACCAUACAAGCAUCUGUUGGCCGAGCAUGCUCUGCUGUGUAAUAUAAUGUAGUGCAGAGCCAUGCGAUUAAAAGGUGGCUUAGACGUGACCUGUCAUACAUGUGGAGCCUGUUAAAUCUCGUUCUUUGAUGAUCAUCGUUUCAUUCUUUCCCAUUUUGGAUAUUUCUAAUUUUGUAACACCUCAUCUCUCUCGUCUUCCAUUUAACACAGAUACGGUCACAACCACACUACGGUAAUGUUAUAUCCAUGUACUGUUUGUAUAAAAGUAUAUAUAGCUAUGUACACAGCAAUCUGUGUGCAUCCUACCCCAGAUACUUGUGUAUGACAUUAAACAUUUUAAUCUGCAAAAAAAAAGCUGUUUUUACAAUUACCAAGUUACAGGUUGCACAAUUCACAAUACUUACACUUAGAGAACAUGCUAAAUAGCCUUGAGUUUAUCUUGAUUCUUUUGCAUGUGUAGUAUGGUUUGAAUUCAUAUUUUGCGUUCCGACAUAUACAUUGUUAAAUAUACUGUGUAUACGUUGUGAUUUGUUUUUUCCCAAAUAAAAGGACGAGUGAAUACAA
This is a messenger RNA of Lethenteron reissneri (Far Eastern brook lamprey), 5990 nucleotides long. RefSeq names its product serine/threonine-protein phosphatase PP1-beta catalytic subunit-like. NCBI's taxonomy places the organism in Eukaryota, Metazoa, Chordata, Hyperoartia, Petromyzontiformes, Petromyzontidae. Gene Ontology annotation, molecular function: protein serine/threonine phosphatase activity. Gene Ontology annotation, cellular component: nucleus; cytoplasm. The record is from RefSeq and is a predicted model, not a curated record.